This is a messenger RNA of Saprolegnia parasitica CBS 223.65, 414 nucleotides long. RefSeq lists its product as hypothetical. The transcript has 2 exons. The record is from RefSeq and is a predicted model, not a curated record. Gene Ontology annotation, molecular function: zinc ion binding; ferrous iron binding; oxidoreductase activity, acting on single donors with incorporation of molecular oxygen. NCBI's taxonomy places the organism in Eukaryota, Oomycota, Saprolegniomycetes, Saprolegniales, Saprolegniaceae. The coding region runs from base 1 to 414 and encodes 137 amino acids.
AUGAAGCUCAUUCGCCCGGACGAAGACAUUCCGAUCGUCCAAGUGAGCGUCGUCGCGGGCUGGGACCCAGUGUUGCACUUCAAGAUCGGCCAAGUGCUCUCUGUGCUCCGUGAUGAAAACAUUGCGAUCGUCGGAUCUGGCGCGACCUUCCACCCCAGCCGUAGCGUCGUCGAUAGCACACGCCGCGCGCGCAAGUUCAAUGCGGCGCUGACCGAAGCCGCUCUCGGAACGUCCGUAGAGGGCCGACGCGAGGCGCUCAAGCGCUGGGCAACACUGCCGCACGCACGCGACUGCCAUCAACGCGAAGAACACUUGAUCCCGCUCAUGGUAGUCGCGGGCGCCGGCGGAGCUGACAAAGGCAACGCGUUUGACGUGGAUGACGGCAUCUACACUUCGUUUGCGUGGCGUGGAUAG